AUGAACCUCUUUGCCAACAAUGUGGACUGGAAUAUCAUCAAAGUCUCUCAUCUGCACGUUUACCGUACACAGUGUUGGGAUCUAUCCUAG
This is a messenger RNA of Ramularia collo-cygni, 90 nucleotides long. RefSeq lists its product as uncharacterized. The record is from RefSeq and is a predicted model, not a curated record. Lineage: Eukaryota; Fungi; Ascomycota; Dothideomycetes; Mycosphaerellales; Mycosphaerellaceae. The transcript is spliced from 3 exons. Bases 1 to 90 code for a protein of 29 amino acids.